AUGGAUAGCAUGAGUGAGGCAUUUGAUCAAAUGCAAAUGGUCAAGGAUGUUAUUGCCAACAGUGAUAAAGUUUCAGAGGUCCUACAAGAGUCUACUCAUCAGUUCAACCUGCUUACUUCACCCACCUUCCUACCAAAGGUCAAGGAUCAAGGGAAAUUCACUCUCCCUUGCACACUUGGGCAUCUUGAGAUUGACAAUGCCUUAGUGGAUUCUGGAGCAAGCAUCAAUCUGAUCUCUCUCUCCAUGGCAGAGAAGCUAGGCAUUGCUGGAGCCUUGCAGCGCCCUACUACUUCAAUCAUGUUUGGAGAUGCAACUUCUAAGUCUCCUCUUGGAGUGUUCAAGAACUAUCACUUGAAAAUUGGAGAAUGCAUCAUCCAAACUGAUCUCACUGUGAUGGAAAUGGAAGAAGAGAAGGAUUUGCCUUUGUUAUUGGGAACCCCUUUCCUUAGUACAGUUGGCGCUUCAAUAGACUUUCACAAGCAAGAAGUGAUCCUUCACAAGGUGAAUAGUUUGGUGUCAUAUCGCUUGCAGCCUAGAGGUUCAGACUUUUGUGCCACAAUUGACAGUACCACUCUCAGUUCUAAGAGUCAUGGAGCUACAAAGGUUGUGAAGGAAAGGGUUGACAAGGAACCAAGAGUUGGGAAGGAUAAGGAUGAGAGAGGACCAAGGAUUGAGAAGCCACGUCUUGAGAGGGCUAGAGUUGAGAAACCACGAUCUGAUAGGCCAAGAGCUGAGAGACUUGUUCAAGCCCCUUGUGUGCUUGAUGAAGAGAGCCUUCAAGCUUUGUUUGAUGAGCCACUAGGAAGGGCUCUAAAAGAAGGGGAGGAUGCAGCCUCUAAGGCAAGACCAGGGAUAAAAGAAAAGGAUCCACCAGCUCAGGCCCCUUCAGUCAAGCCAUCUCAGCUCACAAUGACUUUGUUCCCCACCAAGUUUGAAAAUGGGAAGAUUGAGUACAAGAUAAGGUACAAGGGGAGAUCAAGGCCAUUCUCUAGAGCCAAGGCCUUGGUGACUUCAGAACAGUCCAGGGACCCAACCAAGCUAAAGGAGCUUCUGUCUCAAGUCCUCACUAUCACCCUUGAUGGUGGGACUAGCUCAACCAAUGCCUAA
Messenger RNA from Microthlaspi erraticum, 1107 nucleotides. The record is from the annotation of a GenBank genome assembly. NCBI's taxonomy places the organism in Eukaryota, Viridiplantae, Streptophyta, Magnoliopsida, Brassicales, Brassicaceae.